AUGGAGUUAGCCUUACUAUUUAACAGGGGUCUACCGUCGUUCCUCACAGACGACCAAUUCCUAGCGACCGUCAACUCGUCAAGAGGAACACAGAGCCUGAUAACAGCCGGUAGUAUCGGGCGGGUCGUGUUCCACUGGAGUCAGGAUGUUAUUAAGGGGAACAGACGCUCGAUACACCUGGAACAAUGGGGUCUGGUUUAUAGGGAACAGAAAAUGCUUUUGUUAAGGACAGCUGUUGCUAUUACUGUUCAUCUCUCGCUACCCCAGGGUAGGCCAGCAGCCCGGGCGGGAUCGAUCCCCCGCGGGUCGUAUCCUUGGCCCGGUCGCCCGGCCCGGUCGUGUCCCGGCCUACUCCGGGUCACGGCGCCUCCUCGACACACAUUCUUCAUCAUCCUGGACUAA
Danaus chrysippus (African queen) is the source of this 402-nucleotide messenger RNA. NCBI's taxonomy places the organism in Eukaryota, Metazoa, Arthropoda, Insecta, Lepidoptera, Nymphalidae. The record is from the annotation of a GenBank genome assembly.